Molecule: messenger RNA, 1159 nt
Organism: Amblyraja radiata (thorny skate)
Lineage: Eukaryota; Metazoa; Chordata; Chondrichthyes; Rajiformes; Rajidae
Product: zinc finger protein 35-like
Exons: 1
Coding region: 389-1141 (250 amino acids)
Biological process (GO): regulation of gene expression
Cellular component (GO): nucleus
Source: RefSeq, a predicted model, not a curated record
AAAACUGUCAAUUCAAAAUUUCUGUCCUGAAUUUACAAUGAUAACUCUGAACUACUUUACAGAGGAUGGAUGUUUUGCUGAUGGGGGACUUGAACCAAACUUCCUAUCAAUAUUUGACUGACAUUUAUCAAGUACCGACCGCCAUUGGUCUUUGAUUAAAAGAGAAAAAGUGACUACGUGUGGAUGUAUCAGUGAGACGGUAGAAGAACUGGUAAACAAACAUGACAAGAAUGUCACAAUAUGUUCGCUGUUGAGAAUUUGAACCAACUGCACCGCCUCAAAAGUCAUCAGAAUAUCUACAAGAAGAAGAAACUUGGAACCUGAGUCUGUGGUCGGACAAGGCUUCAAGUGAUUAUCUAACCUGGAGAGUCACAAAGACACUGAGGCGAUGGCGAAUCCGUGCAAAUGUGGGUCCUGUGGGAUGGGAUUCAGUUUCCCAUCCCAGCUGGAAAUUCACCAACGGGCUCACACCAAGGAGAGUCCGUUUGUCUGCUCCUUGUGCGGGAAGGGAUUCACGUGCUCAUCCCGCCUGUUGACACACCAGCGGAUUCACACCGGGGGAAAGCCACACACCACCUGCACCGUGCGUGGGAAGGGAUUCACCGAGUCGUCCAAGCUAAAGGCGCACCAUCAGGUCCACAGCAAGGAGAAAAGUUUUAAUUGUUCCAACUGCGAGAAGAGCUUCAAAAGCUCGCAGUACCUGCGGAGGCACCAGCAGGUUCACACCACAGAAUCCCUGCUCCGUGUGCGGAAGGGAUUCACUCGUUCGUACAACCUCCUGCUGCAUGAGCGGGUGGACAUUGGGAAAAGGCCGUUCGCCUGUUCCGUGUGCGGGAAGGGAUUCAACCAGUUAGCCGGACUGCUGAUACACAAACGGGUCCACACCGGGGAGCGACUGUUCUCCUUGUUCCGCGUGCGGGAAGAGAUUCAUCUCUUCAUCGAACCUGCUGGUUCACCAGCGGGUCCACACUGGAGAACGGCCAUUCUCCUGCCCCGUGUGCGGGAAAGGAUUCAUUUGUUCAUCCAACCCCCUGGUGCACCGGCGCGUUCACACCAGGGAGAGGCCGUUCCCUGCUCCAUCUGUGGGAAGGGAUUCACUCAGUUGUCCAAUUUACAGACGCACCGGCGAGUUCACAGUUGACGGCUAGGUUUAGAUUCU